AUGGCACUUGAACCUCGCCAACUGGCGCCUCCGGGCAGCAGUACCUACAAUUCAGACACCAUGCACGUUGGCGAUGGAACAUGGGAUGCGGGAAGAGACAGCUUUCUCCUUGCCAAUCUGGUUGGUUUCAACUUUGCGACGAUGAGAUAUAAUGGGAUGGGAAAUCGUUUCUUGACCAUGGAAGGUUACCACGGCCUAGUCAAAGCGCAUGGCAUUCUCGCAGCCAUAACGUUCCUCCUUGUGAUCCCCGCCGCAAUCUUCUUCAUGCGCUUCAAUAUCUACCGAGCGAACCCUCGUCGAGGUGCCCAGUUACAUGUAUGGCUACAGAUUCUAGCACUGUUUCUAGCAACAGCUGUGUUGAUUCUAGGAUGGUUCCAGGUUGGGCGCCAGAGAAGCCUGACAAACCCACAUCAUGGCAUUGGUGUCGCUAUCUACGUCCUGCUCUGGGUGCAGUUCAUCUUUGGAGUUGUCCUGCGCAGAAUCGACAGAGGACGACCUAGGAAGAUCUAUGUGCCAUUAAAAGCAAUGUUACAUCAUUGGUUGGGAAGAGCUAUUGCACUUUUGGGCAUUGUACAGGUCGCGCUGGGCCUGACUUUGUACGGUUCUCCUUUAUUUCUGUUUAUUCUAUAUGCUUUCUGGGUCUUCCUACUGGUGCUACUGUACUUUAUCUUACAAUGGCGCCACGAGAAGAGAAAAGCUCAGAUUGCACCAGGCCGCAGUCACUACAGCGAAGAGGUUAUCACUCAACAACGUCCCAGCAAGCAUACUGGCUUUGGAAAGCUGGCUACUGCUGGAGCUGCAGGAGCUGGUCUUGCCGCAUUAUUCAACCGUCGCUCGAAACCUAAAAGACGAUAUUCGGAGAGUGAUUUGACUUACACAAGCAGAUCUUCCUCUUCCUCUUACCUGAACGAGAAGCCAGGCAGACCUCAAAAUCGAGCAGGAUUUGGACAGCGCAUACUCCAGGUAGGUGCGAUUGGAGGAGGCCUAGCAGCUGCAAAGUCCUUGUUCGGUCGGCGCAAAGCUGGGAGAGACGACGAAUCAGAGAUCGAACCCUAUCGACCGCCACUUGGUGGUCAUACCUCGAUCAUGUCCGAUUCAAUUUCACGUCUGGAGGAGGGACGGCCUCCACGACCAGUAACCCCACCAGGUGGGGGACUGACAGGCAUGGCAGCAGUGAGUGGCGCAAGACCAGCUCACCCAUUAGCGCAGCCUCCUAUGACUCCAGGCUCUGGCCGACCGUCAGAUGAAUACUCGUACUAUGACUACAUGUCAAGUUCGCCGUCACGUCAAGGUCGGCAUCAAACAUUCAAGCAGGCUGUUGCCGCUGGAGGCGCAAUGUAUGCUGUGAGACAGCUUUUCAAGGGAAGACGUCAAAAGAAGGAGGAAGAACGCGCAGAUGAUCUAAGACAUCAACGUAUUGAAGAGGAGAAGGUUGCACGCAUGAACUCAAAACACAAAUACGCUGGGGAUGGUACUACACCUCCUCGUAGACCAAGACACAAUAGGCUCGCAAGUCAGACAGCAUCAGAUGUAUCCAGCUUGAUCGAAGGCUCUGUGCAACGACCUGGCAUGAGUGGUAUGAGCUCAGGUGUGCCUAUCACCGGUACUGCUGGUGCUGCUGCAGCAAGUGCAUUGUCAGAUCGAAGCAGGAUACGACCUGUCGGUGCAGACCCUCCCAUUGCACCGCCUGGCCCGCCGUCCGCUAUGGUGUCCGACCUUCCACCUGUGCCGCCACCCCAUGGUACUGACAUCGCAUCUUCCGGUAGUGAGCUUUACACCACAGCCUCUGGACGUCAACGGCAUCGUCAUCAUCCUGGUGCAGAAACAGCAGCAGUCGCGGGAGGUGCCACAUUAGCAGCUGCUACAUUAGAUCCGAGACGAAGAAGACAAGAGGAUGUCCACACUGACUCGCUAGAAUCACCACCUGUCAGCAUACAUGUUAAGACACAAGACAACGGACGGAAAGUAACACUAAGACGACUUACUGAAGAAGAGGCAGCAGCACAACGAGCAGCACGUCGCCAAGAGAGGCGCGCCUCUCGCCGAAGACGAAACUCCAGCCUCAGUAGCAGUGGUGGUGAAGGCCUAGGGCCAGAUGACAGAUGGCGCCGAAAUGAGCAGAUAGAAGCUGCCCAGCAGGCUGCUCUAGAUCAUGACCAUUCACUUUCGACACUACGUCCAUCCACUGCACAUAUCGUACCAUCGGAAUAUCCAACUCCUCCUCCGCCAGGUACACAAGCCAUCGACCCGCAAACGGGAGCCACUUAUGCAGUUCCCAUGCCACCACCUAUACCAGCUUCAACGAGUCAUCUCGCAGGACCUGCUGGAAGUGUGAGUGUCACUAGUCCAGGUACAGAAACCAGUGGGCCGAGUGAGUAUGCGAACAAUCGAAGGAGGAGAAGAGCGGAAAGAGCGCAGGCGAGAAUAGCUAGGGAAGGGAGAGGAGGUGCGAGCACAAAUACGGUCGAUUUUACGUGA
Messenger RNA from Lithohypha guttulata, 2478 nucleotides. RefSeq lists its product as uncharacterized. The record is from RefSeq and is a predicted model, not a curated record. The coding region runs from base 1 to 2478 and encodes 825 amino acids. The transcript has 2 exons. Gene Ontology annotation, molecular function: transmembrane monodehydroascorbate reductase activity; heme binding. NCBI's taxonomy places the organism in Eukaryota, Fungi, Ascomycota, Eurotiomycetes, Chaetothyriales, Trichomeriaceae.